This is a messenger RNA of Neofelis nebulosa (Clouded leopard), 3126 nucleotides long. RefSeq names its product cationic amino acid transporter 3-like. Lineage: Eukaryota; Metazoa; Chordata; Mammalia; Carnivora; Felidae. The transcript has 2 exons. The record is from RefSeq and is a predicted model, not a curated record. Gene Ontology annotation, molecular function: amino acid transmembrane transporter activity. Gene Ontology annotation, biological process: transmembrane transport; amino acid transport. Gene Ontology annotation, cellular component: plasma membrane. Bases 365 to 2146 code for a protein of 593 amino acids.
UGUCAGAAUUCAUAAAAUGGCCUUUCUGGUUCUUCUCCCUUCUUAGUAAUGGACCCUUGUUGGCUGCUACACUCAUUUCUCCAGUGUUUCUUCGCCCGGCAGACUGUUCCUCUCAUUCUUACAGGUAGUUAUAAAGGCCCUGCUCCUUUCUCCCACUUCCUCUCUUCUCACAGCGCCUCUGUGGGCCUAGGCAUUAUGGAGGGAUAGCACAUAUAAGAUGAAAUAUGAAGCAGCAGCUUUGAAACCUGAGCACCCGAACUCGACAGCCUCAACUCAACUCGGCUUAACUCAGCCUCACUGAACCCAAUCUGAGACUCUCUGCUCACUGGGCUUGAUCCUAGAACCCUCUUCAAUUCCAGCUAGAAUGUUGUAUCAGGCACUUCGCAGAUUUGGUCAAAAGCUGGUACGGAGACAUACGCUGGAGCAAUACGUGGCUAAGAUUUCCACUGCCGGAAGGCUGAGCACUCUGGAUAUAGUGGCCUUGGGUGUGGUCAACACAGUGGGUGCAGGUGUGUAUGUCCUGGCUGGUGAGGUAGCCAGUGAUAAAGCAGGACCAUCCAUUGUGAUCUGCUUUUUGGUGGCCGCCCUGUCUUCUGUGUUGGCUGCUCUGUGCUAUGCAGAGUUUAGCGCCCGGGUUCCCCAUUCUGCUUCUGCAUAUCUGUACAACUAUGUCACUGUAGGUGAACUCUGGGCUUUCAUCACUGGCUGGAACCUCAUCCUCUCCUAUGUUACUGGUGCAGCCAGUGUGGCCCGGGCCUGGAGCUUAGCUUUUGACAACCUGAUUGGGAACCAGAUCUCUCAGACCUUGCAUGAGAGCAUCCCACUGAAUAUUCCCCAUGUCUUUGCAGAAUAUCCAGACUUCUUUGCCAUGGGCCUGAUGUUGUUGUUCACCGGACUGCUGGCUGUCAGGGCUAGUGAGUUUGUCUUAGCUACUACAGUGUUCACAGUGGUGAAUGUUUUGGUUCUUGGUUUUGUCAUCAUCUCUGGCUUUCUUAAGGGGAAACUGCACAACUGGCGGCUUACAGAAGAGGACUACAUAAUGACCAUGUUUAGACUCAAUGACACUUCUCCCUUGGGCCCUCUGGGCUAUGGAGGAUUUGUGCCUUUCGGUUUCCAGGGGAUUCUCCGUGGAGCAGCGACCUGUUUCUAUGCAUUUACUGGUUUCGACAGUGUUGUUACCAUUGCCGAAGAAGCCCAAAAUCUCCAGCGUUCUGUCCCCAUGGGCAUUGUGAUUUCAGUGUUCAUCUGCUUUUUGGUGUAUUUUGGGGUCUCUUCAGCACUUACACUUAUGGUGCCUUACUACCAGCUUCAACCUGGGAGCCCCUUGCCUGAGGCAUUUCUCCAUAUUGGCUGGGCCCCUGCCCGCUAUGUCGUGGCUAUUGGAGCCCUCUGUGCUCUUUCUACCAGCAUCUUGGACUCUAUGUUUCUCCUUCGUUGGAUGACCUUCGUCAUGGCAGAUGAUGGCCUCCUGUUCGGUGUCCUUGCCAGGAUAGACUCCAAAACAAGCAUCCCCAUUGUGGCCACUGUGGUCUCGGGCAUUAUCACAGCGUUGAUGACAUCCUUCUUUAGACUCACUGAUCUUGUGGACCUCAUGUCAUUUGGGACCCUGCUUACUUACUCCCUGGUGGCUAUUUGUAUUCUCAUUGUCAGGUAUCAGCCUGAAUUGAAUGAUGAAGAAAAUGAAGCAGAGGCACAGGAGGAGAAUGGGCCUGCAGCAGAGAAGCUGACUCUGUGGAGACUAUUUUGUCCAGGCAGCUCCACCCCCACUCCACUCUCUGGCCGGGUUGUCUAUGUUUGCUUCUCACUGCUUGCUCUGCUCCUCCUUCUUCUUUGCUUGGUGCUGGUCCAGUGGCCAGUUCUACUGCUUUUUGAAAACCCACUGUUGAUUAUAGUGGUUGUGCUACUCCUGAUUCUCAUCACUGGGAUCACUGGGGUCAUCUGGAGACAGCCACAGAGCCCCACUCUCCUUUACUUUAAGGUCCCUGCUCUGCCUUUCCUCCCAAUAAUGAGCGUCUUUAUGAAUAUUUACCUUAUGAUGCAGCUGACACUUGGCACCUGGGCCCUCUUUGGUGUCUGGAUGCUGAUUGGGUUUGCUAUCUACUUUGGCUAUGGGAUCCACCAUGCAUGCAGGAUUAACCCCACUUGAGUUAGGACCAGAAUUGUGGACCUUGAACUCUGCGGUGCCUGUACAUAUUCGAUUUUACAUCAUCACACCUGGAUGCUGUCUGGUUUCCUUGCACAAUAAUGGAGGGUACUUUGGAGCACAACAUCCAUGGGAUAUUGAUGGGGAAACACUAAUAGAGCUCUGUAUGUAUUGUGAAGGAUGUGUCUUUGCUCUUUCUCGUCUUUAAAAAAAGUUUGUUUUUUUUUUAACUUAUCUGCUUUUCAAUUGUGUCUGUAACUGUUUACUGGUUUUAAGAAGUUAUUAUUAAAAGAAACUAGAAAAAGUGUUUUUGUUUUUUUUUGGGUAAAUACCCAGUAGUGGAAUUACUGGAUCAUAUGGUAAUUCUAUUUUUAAUUUUUUAAGGAACCUCCAUACUGGCUCAAUAGUGGCUGCACCAACAGCCACCAACAGCACAUGAUGGUUCCUUUUUCUCCACAUCCUCACCAACACUUGUUAUUUUUUUGUCUUUUUGGUUUUAGCCAUUCUGACAGGUGUAAAGUGAUAACUCAUUGUAGUUUUAAAUUGCAUUUCCCUGAUAAUUAGUGAUGCUGAGCAUCUUUUCGUGUGUCUGUUGGCCAUCUGUAUGUCUUCUUUGGAGAAAUGUCAAUUCAGGUCCUCUGCCCAUUUUUAAAUUGGAUUAUUUGUUUUUUGUGUGUGUUGAAUUGUGUAAGUUCUUUAUGUAUUUUAGAUAUUAACCCCUUAUUGGAUAUAUCAUUUGUGAAUAUCUUCUCCCAUUCAAUAGGUUGCCUUUUUGUUUUGUUGAUGGUUUCCUUUGCUAUGCAAAAGCUUUUCACUUUCACUAAUUUGAAAAGAUACAUGCACCCCUAUUUUUAUUGCAGUGCUAUCGACAAUAGCCUGGAUAUGGAAGCAACCCAUCCAUUGAUAGAUGAAAGAAUAAAGUUGUGACACACACACACACACACACACACACACAAUGGGAUACUACUCAUCCAUAAAAGAGA